Gregarina niphandrodes is the source of this 501-nucleotide messenger RNA. Its product is annotated as putative 40S ribosomal protein S11. The record is from RefSeq and is a predicted model, not a curated record. Gene Ontology annotation, biological process: translation. The transcript has 2 exons. Gene Ontology annotation, molecular function: structural constituent of ribosome. Gene Ontology annotation, cellular component: cytosolic small ribosomal subunit; ribosome. Lineage: Eukaryota; Apicomplexa; Conoidasida; Eugregarinorida; Gregarinidae. Bases 1 to 501 code for a protein of 166 amino acids.
AUGGCUGUCCACGUCGGAGCUCUUGAACAGCAGAACGAGCGUGCUUACCAGAAGCAGCACAUUGUGCGCGCCAAUGGCAAGAAGAGUCUGUUGAACUUGCACCAAAAGGGUCAGAAGAAACGCGUUGUGCACCAAGUGGGUAUGGGCUUCACUAUCCCGCGUGCGGCUCAGGAGGGCACUUACAUCGAUAACAAGUGUCCGUUCACCGGCCAUGUUGCCAUCCGUGGACGCAUCCUGAAGGGCAUGAUUGUGUCCGCUAAGAUGAAGAGGACUGUGGUCAUCAGACGUCACUACCUUCACUACAUCCCCAAGUAUAACAGGUUCGAGAAGAGACACACCAACCUUAACGCCCAUAUUUCUCCCUGCUUCGAAUACAAGGAAGGCGAUAUUGUCACCAUCGGUGAGUGCAGACCCAUCUCCAAGACCGUGUCCUUCAAUGUCCUUAACGUCGAGCCCAAACAGAUCUUUGGCGCUGCCAAAAAACAGUUCUGCCUCUAUUAA